This is a messenger RNA of Amphimedon queenslandica, 1692 nucleotides long. RefSeq names its product centrosomal protein of 290 kDa-like. The transcript has 11 exons. Bases 25 to 1503 code for a protein of 492 amino acids. The record is from RefSeq and is a predicted model, not a curated record. Lineage: Eukaryota; Metazoa; Porifera; Demospongiae; Haplosclerida; Niphatidae.
UCCAUCCCAACAAUAAACAGUAAAAUGGCUUCCAACCCAGAAUCAGUUUUGGACAAAUCCCGCGAACUCUCAGCUCUCCUUACCAGGUUGGAAAAGAAUCUAACCAAAUCUCAGGAUAAGAAUGACGCUUUGCUUGAAGCAAUAGAAACUGCAGAGACUAGAGCAUUAGAUAUGUCUGCCUCAGCCUCAGAGCUGAGCCUAUUGAGGAACUUACGGGCAAGACUAGCAGCCAGUCAUGCACCUAAUGCUGAGCUGAAGAAUGACCUACCAAUACUGAUCAAAUCUUUUAAGGAGAAAUUCCAAAGUCUUGACCUAACAUUAAAGCAAUAUAAAGAACUUACCAUUAAGCUACAGCAAGAUGACAAAGAUAUGAAGGAGCAGCAAGACAAGCUGAACAAGGAGAGGGAAAUCUUUAAUGAAGAGAGGGAGAAAUGGCAGAGACACAUUGAGCAGGCCAGGAAUGAUAUAUCGGAACAAAAUGACAGAUUGACAUUUUUAUCUCAGCAACUGACAGGAACAAAGGCAGAGCUUGAUCUCAAGACUAAUGAGUUAGCCAGCCGGAGGAUAGCAUUUGAGGAAGAGAAACUGCUCCAGCAGUCUGGGAAAGGAGGAGGAAGAGUAGUUGAAGGAGAGGCAGAAGAACUGAGACAAAGACUGAGGAAUCAAGCAUUAAAGAAUGUAGAGUUAGAGACAGCAUUGCUAAGAACUGAAGUGAGUCUCCAUCAGAAGGUGGAGGAUUAUGGAGCACUUGAACUGAAGAACAAGAGACUGUCACAAGAGGUGGAGCAACUCCGUACUGCUUCAUCUAAAGCAGUUAAACAAUUUGAAAAGAGAACAAUUGAAGCUAAUAAACAGUUGUCUUUUAUGAAUUCUGAGCUAUCAAAAGCACAAGACAAUGCUAAGAGAUUCCAAGAAAUACUGUCAGUGGAAAAGAGAAAACAAAAAGCAUUACAACAUGCAUUGGAUGAGAGACAGAGCCUAAGAGGAGGAGAUCAUGUCACUGGAUUAUCUCACGGAGCUCAAAAGGCUUACAUUGAGACACUGUCAGAAGCAAUACAGACAGUAGGGAAGAAACCACACUCCAAUAUGAGAAUACAGGACUUGAUUAGGAAGAAUGAGGCGGUGCUGGUAGAGAAUGCUCAUUUAAAGGCGACGGUACAGAAACUGAGAGCAGAGAAUGAUGAGUUGAUGAGACACGCUAGAAUAGCUGACUGUAACGCCCACCACAUGAGAAAUCAGGUAUUGACUAAUCUUCAUGAUAGAGCUGAUCUUAUGAAGAGACUAGACAAAGCAGAACAACAGCAUAAAGAGAUGCAAUUGUCAUUAACAAGACAAGCCAGUGACUGGAUACAACACAUGAAGACUGAGAAACAAAAAGAAAAAGAGAAACAAAUGAUCCAAAUACAGCCAGUGUCUACAUUAGCAGCUAGUGAGAGGACCUGGAUCAAAGGACCUUCAAAAACACCCUCUCUAUCACGGGAAAUACAAGUACACAAAUGGUGACUAACUCACUGAUGAACACUUAUACUUUAAUAUAUGUAUUAUAAUGUAUGCAUUGAUUAUACUAUUUUGAUGUAUAUUUAUUAUAACACUUAUGUAUAGUAGCCCACUUUAGUGAUUAAUAAUUUUUGUAAAUACAAUAAAUAUUUUUAUUUUCAUAAAAUUAAUAAUAAUUUUAUAUUAUACAUUCAA